AUGGCUAUAUUCGUUUUACUGAGUUCCGAGCCUACUUCAUCAGGUACUGUUCAAUCCACGCAGCAAGCUAAACUCGAAGGGGAGCGUUGCAAGAUCCUUCUCUUGGGUGAGAGCGCAGUGGGCAAGACCAGUCUUUUCCGGCGUUACAUCGGCGAGCCAACGGAGCGGGUGACUCCCACGAUCGGCGUGGAGUACAAGCAGAAGGUGAUCGAGCUGGGCGGCAGGCUGAUGAAGGUGCAGCUGUGGGACACCGCGGGGACGGAGCGGUUCAGGACCAUCACUCCCAUCUACUAUCGCAACGUCGAUGGAGUUUUGCUCGUGUUUGAUCUGACCGAUAAAGCGUCCUUCAGGAGCAUACAGUAUUGGAUUGAUUAG
Molecule: messenger RNA, 375 nt
Organism: Nymphaea colorata (pocket water lily)
Lineage: Eukaryota; Viridiplantae; Streptophyta; Magnoliopsida; Nymphaeales; Nymphaeaceae
Product: GTP-binding protein YPTC1
Exons: 2
Coding region: 1-375 (124 amino acids)
Molecular function (GO): GTP binding; GTPase activity
Source: RefSeq, a predicted model, not a curated record